Colletotrichum fioriniae is the source of this 1089-nucleotide messenger RNA. RefSeq lists its product as uncharacterized. Gene Ontology annotation, molecular function: 1-alkyl-2-acetylglycerophosphocholine esterase activity. The record is from RefSeq and is a predicted model, not a curated record. NCBI's taxonomy places the organism in Eukaryota, Fungi, Ascomycota, Sordariomycetes, Glomerellales, Glomerellaceae.
AUGAUCCCAGCGUUGAUCAUAGGCGCUCUCGCCUCAGCGACUCAGGCGAUUCUCGUCAACGGGCCAACUGGGCCUUACGCGGUUUCCAUGUCAGUGGAAGCCCUGACCGAUGAGAGCAGGCUCGACCCUUAUGCUCCAGUCAACAACACGCACUUACGACGAGUUAUGACUUCGACUUUUAUGCCCGUUGAGAAGACCAAAAACUCCUGUGAGGGUAUGGAAAGAGUGCCAUACAUGACGCCCCUCGUGGCCGCGGCCUACGACCAGCUGGGCGUCGCUGUCGGCCUACCCAACGGCACCUUCUCUUCAUUCGAGAUGGAGUUCUGCCAGCCUAAAACUCGUUCAUGCAGGCGUCCUCGCUCGAACUUUCCGCUGGUGCUGUUCUCCCCUGGCUGGGGCAACCCACGCCUCCUCUACGGCGCUAUGGCUCGCGAGGUGGCUAGCCAUGGCUUCGCUGUCGUUACGAUCGACCACCCGUAUGAUCCUUCUUUUGUUGAGUUUCCUGAUGGAACCGUUUAUCAGGCAGUCAAUCUUGAUACCGACAAUACUACACAGUUGGAAUCUCUCACCCAGAAUCCUAUCAAUAGCGUCAACCUCAAACACACGAUUAUGUUUGGCCAUUCUUUGGGAGGUGCCACGGCGGCGGCUGCAAUGUUGCAAGAUUCGCGCAUCCUAGGCGGUAUCAAUUUGGACGGCAAGCUCCUCGAUCCCGUACUCAACGCAGGUCUCGAUCGACCAUUCACUCUCGUUGGCCGACCGGGGCACUCGGCCGAUGAUCCGACCUGGGCCGUCUUCUUCGCCGCUCUGCGAGGCGCGAAAGCUCUGCUGACCGUCAAUAACACUACGCACGGGGCGUUCACGGAUUUCCCCAACCUCAUUUCUUCACUGAACCUUACAUUGCCCGAGGCAGCGCGCUCUUUGUUGGAGAGCGAGCUUGGGAGCCUGGAGUUUGGCAGGAUUGGAAAGGUCGUUGCUGGAAUUGUUGGGGCUUUUGCUGAUUUGGUGUUACACAAGCGGGUCAAGUCGGUCUUCACUAGCGCGGGUGAUCCUGCUUUCCCAGAGGUUGUGGGAACCAGCAUCGACAUCUGA